AUGUCUGACAUCGACGUCCAGAUUCCAACUGCCUUCGAUCCAUUCGCUGAGGCAAAUGCUGAGGACUCAGGUGCUGGUUCAAAAGAAUACGUUCAUAUACGUAUACAACAACGAAAUGGUAGAAAAAGUCUGACAACUGUUCAAGGUUUGAAAAAAGAGUUCAGUUACAAUAAGAUUCUCAAAGACCUCAAAAAGGACUUCUGCUGUAAUGGUACGGUUGUUCAAGACCCUGAGCUUGGUCAGGUGAUCCAACUUCAAGGUGAUCAGAGGAAAAACGUCUCGACAUUCCUUGUUCAAGCUGGCAUAGUGAAGAAAGAGCGUAUAAAGAUUCAUGGUUUUUAAAUGGCGCUGGUGGUCGUGAUUUAAUUGUUUUUGUAAUUGUUGCAACUUUUCUUCCCUUUGUUUUCCCUUUCCAUAUUGGCUCCAUUUUAUUUGUCGUGUUUUAAUAUUUAUGUUUGUUUCCAAGAGUUAUAAACAUUGUGAUCUCAUGAUUUCCAUGGUGGUUAGUAAU
Molecule: messenger RNA, 511 nt
Organism: Lactuca virosa
Lineage: Eukaryota; Viridiplantae; Streptophyta; Magnoliopsida; Asterales; Asteraceae
Source: the annotation of a GenBank genome assembly